AUGACUCGCAAGAAAUCUGAUGGAAAUUUUGUUUCUGAUAAAGCUAAAAAGCAUGCGGAUGAACUUACAAUUUUACUGACUCAAAAUUUAUCAACGCAAGUCUCACACAACGUCACAGCUUGUUUGGAUGAUGAAUAUUCUCGAGUGUUUGGUCCGGAACGUUCAGGGAGAGUACGUUGUGUUGGUCGAGGACCUACACCUUCAAAAUUAGCCAAACAAUGCACUGCAGCACGAUUUGAGGCUAAUAAUGUUGAAGUAGUUCAAAUGAAGACGAAGAUGACAUCAUUGGAAAAUCAAGUUGAAAGUUUGACUGGAAUUAUUCAACAACUGCUGAAUACAAAAAGCAACGAUCCGGUUGAUCACUAA
This is a messenger RNA of Eruca vesicaria subsp. sativa (arugula), 366 nucleotides long. The record is from the annotation of a GenBank genome assembly. NCBI's taxonomy places the organism in Eukaryota, Viridiplantae, Streptophyta, Magnoliopsida, Brassicales, Brassicaceae.